AUGAUAACUCAAAUCGAUUCUGAGGAUACCUUGUCGAUCUCAAAGAUAGCCGAGACGGAAAAAAGUGCGUCCGCCGCCGAAAAGAGGCCCACAGAGGCUGCUUCUUCUAAAUCCACCCGGUCAAAGAAGCCGAGGUUAGAGUCUGCUACAACCUCUAGGUCCCUGAAAUCAGAUGCCCCCAGGGCCCCUCCAAUCACCAUUGAGGACAAGCCAAUCAGAGUCGGCGAUAGCGCGACUGACAUUAAAGUCGGUGUUACCCUCUCUACUGCCUUGCUCCUUCCAAAAGACCUCGAACGUAAUGCCAAGGUUAGCGAAUAUGAAAACUUCGCUCUGAUGUUGCAGCACUCCGUACAAGCUUUUGACAUCAAGAAGGAGUUGGUCAACAAGACCAAGGAGGCUGCUGGCUUGCUGAAGACCGCUAAUGCAGCCAGGAAAGCUCAAGACGAGGCUGAGGAGAAGGCAGACGCUGCUGAAGCCGUUGCUAAGGUCCUUGAAGUCGAGAAGAAAGAGGCCGAAGUAAAGACCGCCGAAGCCCAAGCCAAGCUCAUUGUUUCCUUGGCCACAAAAGACGCCGAGAUCAAGGCGGCAGACGAGAAAGCAUACGCCGAGGGGGCAGCCGACGUUCGCGAGUACUACAAGAAGCAAGUGAAGCAGGAGUUGGCUGUCCCCGAGGAUUCGCGUCUUCGAGAAGAUAGCCACAUUGUCCUGCCAUUCCCACCCACUCCAAGCCAAUCCGAGGACGAAGCUGAGUCCGAAGAGGAGGCCGAGGCCAAAGAGAUCGAGGAGACCAAAGCUGCUGGGGCCAAGUCCCCAACUCUGAAUGAGCAAGUUUAA
Messenger RNA from Camellia sinensis, 834 nucleotides. The record is from RefSeq and is a predicted model, not a curated record. NCBI's taxonomy places the organism in Eukaryota, Viridiplantae, Streptophyta, Magnoliopsida, Ericales, Theaceae.